ACGCUGCAUUAGAACUGGUUUUUACCAAAACAAGUGGUGGUGCGCUGCUGGAGAGGUUUAAUCAGGGUGGAUCAGCUUCUUCAGUCAUUUCACACGAUUUUUAACUCGAUUCACCAUGAACUCCAGCUGCUAGCAGGCUAAACGACGGCAUUUAAAAUGGCUUGUUCUGUGCAUGUUGUUGUUUUGCUAAGCCUUGCGUUGGGAGAUUGUUCCUCGCUUCUUGAAGAGUGCAUAACGGGCAAUGGUGUGCAGUACAGGGGACAGCAGCAGAAAUCUUCCUCAGGCAGUCUCUGUCUGAACUGGAACAACACGAGCCGGAACUAUGACGUCACACUGCACCCAGACCUGGCCACAGGUGUAGGGGACCAUAACUACUGCCGUAAUCCCGAUGACUCAGAUGAGCCCUGGUGCUAUGUUUCCGGAGCAGAUGGACAACUCCAGAGAGAAUCAUGUGCUAUUGAAGCAUGUCAAGAUGAAAGCUGCACAGGAGCUGUAAAUUGUGCCAUGAACCCGGCUGGUGAUGAGAAAGAGACGACUGAGCAGCCGGUAGUACAAGGCGCUGCUGUUCAGCCGGUGGUGGGGGUCAGUCAGCGGGUCAGGACCGGACCCAAGAAGAAGAAAGACCUUGGGACUACGGGUUAUGUCCUAGCCAUCAUCAUGAUGGCCAUCAUCAUCAUACUGGGAGUGGGAAUUACACUGGGCUACUUCUAUAAGCGGGGUCGUGAUCUGAAGAAGCAGCAUGAGCAGAAUGUGUAUGAGCGAGAGAUGCACCGCAUCACCCUUCCCUUCUCUGCAUUCGCCAACCCCACGUGCGAGCUGGUGGACGAGAACACGAUCGUUGUGGCGGCUGAACCCGCUGAGCAUGCACCAUCGCAGGGCGUCGUUGAGGGUAGCGACCCCCUCAUCGACUCUGCAGGCACCCCUGGAGCUUGACAGAUCCUGGACUGGAAAUGAUAAAAUUUUGAGUCUCAGUGGAUCAGCACUACCCCACAUACCAUCUCUCUCUCUCUCUCUCUGUCUGUCUGUCUGUCUGUCUGUCUCCUGCUUUUCAGGAGAAGAGAAAGCUCUUCAUGGACUCCUAGUAUCCUUGUCUCCUCAAUAGCAGCCAUGUUGAGGAGUGGAGGAUGCACCAAGACACAUCAGACAAUUACGGAUGCAAGGACCGGGGGAGGAGUUGUAUAAAAGUGCAUGUCAGGAUUUUUUCAAGGUGAAUACUGUUUAAACCUGGUUAUAGCAUGGUGGUCUGUUAACAAGCCUUAUGCACAUGUUGGAAAUGAAGCUGUGUAUUAUAUCAAUUGAAAAAUUGGGGGAAUUGCAUUCUUUUUCCUGUUUUCUGAUGAUCAUGCACUAUGUUAAUUGAAGGAAAAUUCCAGUGCAAGCACAGGCAUUUUUCCUCCCACAGCAUUUAGCGCUACAGUGCCCCUCUGGACUUGUAGCACUCGGUAUUUGAGUGGCUUUGGGUCAAUCAGCAAAGUGGAUCUAUAUUCAUCAACUUUGACAGGCCCAUUUUCAGAAACCUGCACUCGGGUUAUUACAGCGAACAGUGCCCAGGUUUCCACACACAUUGCCUUGGGGUGUUGAAUAUUAAUGUAACUCAGACUGUAGGCUUUUCAAAGUGUUACUAUUUUGGGGAGGUGUAGAAAUACAUUCCCAAGGACGCUAGAUGCAAUGAAAGACUAGCAAUGCCUGAAAGUGUGUUGUGGAUCAGGUUAGUGAGGUCAACACUGGCUCUGUUCCUCAUGUGGUAUUAGUGUAGACUGUCCUUGAGCAGAGAUUAGGUGUUAAAUGAUUUAGACUGGCAGCACAAACAUUUCACACAGCAUUUCAAAUCGGAUUUAUAUCUUAAAUUCCUUUUUUUUUUUUUUUUUCCUCCCCUGUAAUGUCUGCUUUGCUACCGAAUCGGAUUUUUCUGGACUGCGGAUCAUUAACUGCACAGACGGAGGUCUGUAAAUUAGUGCAGGGCAGGAAAGUUAGUCGUCUACUAGUUUUUUUUUUUUUUUUUACCCCAGAUGAGCUCCACUGAUGCAACCCUGAUCAUCUGAUGUCUUUUAUACACUUUUCUGGCCACACGCUUCAGGAUCUUGAAGGUAGCAAUUUGAUUGGCUGUCUGCAUUUUUGUUUAUGAUGGAAAAACAAACAUUUAAACACUGACAAAAUGAACGUUUUUGUAGCAAGAUAUAGUCACUGGAUUUAAAAAUGGUCACGUCAUCCCGUCUUUAAGAAUUAAUCGGAAAUUUUGAAUGAAAGGUGGCUCUUGGAUGCGUUUUGUAACAAAGAGUAUCAGACUCUAGCGAGAGAUCAGGCUUGGGAGACUAACAUGAUGGAAACCAUUUGGAGAAAGCCAUCAUUCUUUCAUUUGUCUUUGCUGAUCGAAAUCUUCCCUGCUCAAGAUGUCAAAUUCGUUUGAUAUUGACAGAUGAAAGCUGUCUGUGUUAAUCUGUCUGUGUUAUUUGAGCAAAUCCAUUAUGGGGGAGAAAAAAAAAAAGCCUGAAAUCUUGUAGAAACCCCUGAAUUUUUUUCUUCACAAGCUGGGAAGGUAUUAUUUUGGUUUCUGUUUAUUUUGUAAUGACCUGGAGUCUGUAUUCUCUCUCUCCCCCCCCCCCCCCCCCCAUCUUCUUGAUCUAUCAGAACACACCUGCAUAUAGUUUCAAGAGAUCUUAUUUUUAAUGUUUGGCAGAUUUUCACUGCUAUGAAGAAAUUUAAAAUAAAAACUGAAUGCAAUAUG
This is a messenger RNA of Ictalurus furcatus (blue catfish), 2725 nucleotides long. It is a transcript of the gene pik3ip1, whose product is annotated as phosphoinositide-3-kinase interacting protein 1. Bases 157 to 933 code for a protein of 258 amino acids. Gene Ontology annotation, molecular function: signaling receptor binding; endopeptidase activity. The record is from RefSeq and is a predicted model, not a curated record. Lineage: Eukaryota; Metazoa; Chordata; Actinopteri; Siluriformes; Ictaluridae. The transcript is spliced from 6 exons.